Messenger RNA from Salvelinus namaycush (lake trout), 1443 nucleotides. Its product is annotated as NADH dehydrogenase [ubiquinone] flavoprotein 1, mitochondrial-like. Gene Ontology annotation, molecular function: NADH dehydrogenase (ubiquinone) activity; NAD binding; FMN binding. Gene Ontology annotation, biological process: mitochondrial electron transport, NADH to ubiquinone. Bases 1 to 1443 code for a protein of 480 amino acids. The transcript is spliced from 10 exons. Lineage: Eukaryota; Metazoa; Chordata; Actinopteri; Salmoniformes; Salmonidae. The record is from RefSeq and is a predicted model, not a curated record.
AUGCUGACGCUACGCCGGAUGCUAGGGAGCACAGGUGCGCACUCGGCCGCGGCGCAGCAGUGCGUCUCGCCUCAUCUGGCCCAGCGCUACGGCACCGCAGCAAAGCAACAGGAGAAUCUAAAGAAGACUAAAUUUGGGCCCUUGAGUGAUCAAGACCGGAUUUUCACAAACUUGUAUGGCCGCCAUGACUGGAGUCUGAAGGGUGCUCUGCGUCGGGGGGACUGGUAUAAGACUAAAGAGAUCCUCCUGAAGGGGACAGACUGGAUCCUGAAUGAGGUCAAGGUGUCUGGUCUGAGAGGGAGAGGAGGAGCUGGCUUCCCCACCGGCAUGAAGUGGGGCUUCAUGAACAAACCCAGCGACGGCAGACCUAAGUACCUGGUAGUGAAUGCAGAUGAAGGAGAGCCAGGGACGUGUAAGGACAGAGAGAUCAUGCGUCACGACCCUCACAAGCUGGUGGAGGGCUGCCUGGUGGCUGGGAGGGCCAUGGGAGCCCACGCCGCUUACAUCUACAUCAGAGGAGAGUUCUACAACGAGUCAUCCAAUACACAGGUGGCGAUAAACGAAGCGUAUGCAGCAGGGUUGAUAGGCAAGAACGCGUGUGGCUCUGGGUACGACUUUGAUGUGUUUGUGAUGCGGGGGGCGGGAGCCUACAUCUGUGGGGAGGAGACGGCCCUCAUCGAGUCCCUGGAGGGCAAGCAGGGGAAACCCAGACUCAAACCACCCUUCCCCGCUGACAUAGGGGUGUUCGGAUGCCCAACAACAGUUGCUAAUGUGGAGACGGUUGCCGUGGCGCCUGCUAUCUGUCGUCGAGGUGGAGCGUGGUUUGCGAGCUUCGGGAGAGAGAGGAAUGCUGGGACAAAGCUGUUCAACAUCUCUGGUCACGUAAACACUCCGUGCACAGUAGAGGAAGAGAUGUCCAUUCCUCUCAGAGAACUCAUAGACAGACACGCAGGAGGUGUGAGGGGCGGCUGGGACAACCUACUGGGAGUGAUCCCUGGAGGCUCCUCCACACCCAUUAUCCCUCGCUCUGUGUGUGAUGAUGUCAUGAUGGAUUUUGAUGACCUCGUCCGCGCAGAGUCCGCUCUGGGCACCGCCGCCGUCAUCGUCAUGGACAAAUCUACUGAUGUAAUCAGAGCCAUCGCCCGUCUGGUUGAGUUCUAUAAACAUGAGAGCUGUGGCCAGUGCACCCCCUGCAGGGAAGGAGUGGACUGGAUGGAUAAGAUGAUGUGGCGGUUUGUGCGUGGCGACGCGGCCAACUCAGAGAUUGAUAUGAUCUGGGAGCUGAGUAAACAGAUCGAGGGCCAUACCAUCUGUGCCCUGGGGGACGGAGCUGCAUGGCCUGUACAGGGUCUGGUUCGCCACUUCCGUCCGGUCAUGGAGAGCCGCAUCUCGGAGUACCACAAGAAGAACCCUGCCAGGGAGGCUGACAUUGAGAUGAUCUGA